GCUACGACCGCUCGACCGAAUCCAGCAUCUCCUUCUUAGCGUAUCGCUGCACCGGACCAAGACACAUACCUGACUCUUGCGUUGGAAAACACCGGAUAGCAGCGAGACAUGUUCGCCCCCCAUGCGAUGUACAUGCAUCAACCGCCUAGUCGACCGACCUCUCGCGCAUCCACCACCCAACCUUUGCCCAAACGAACGGACUCCAUCCAGAAGUCUCAGCUAGCCCAAGGUUCGCAAGGGUCCAAUUCGCAGAUCUUCCUCGCCACUGAGGAUGAUCUGCGCGAUGCGAGGAGGGUCCUCACGCACGGCCAAGAGGAGGAUCUGAAGUAUGGACUCGAACGUAUGAUCAAGCGUGUCGAGGAGCUGACCUCUCUCCUGAAGGCAUCACUUGCAGCUCAAUCCGAACUCGACACAGCUCUCACGCUGGCCAAGUCCAACCUACAAGUCGCAUUGCUGAACAACGAGAUGCUCGAGGAUGCUCUCAAGCAGAAUGGGUCCGGGAAAGACGUGGGCUGGCGCCGGCUCUCCGCUCCGCAACGCAUGGCCAGCGAGCAAGCAGCGCAACAGCGCACGAAAACCGAAGCUUCGCCCGACGGGACGAAAUCGGCGAACGCGUCGCCCCAAAUCACCUCAGCGACGCCGGGGGGAUCACCUCCUCUCCCCUCGGCAGGCCCCAGCGGUUCCCCGGUCGUGACGAACGCAAGCCCGACCACGGCGACGGAAGGCCGGUUCUCGGGCUUCAAGCUCCCCUUCAGCGGGCCGCCCUCGCGGUCUAAUUCCAUCACGCGCUCUCACCUUACAUCUGCAAGUCUACCGUCGCUAGCCCCUGAGGUGGACCAUAGCGAGAUGUUGAGGCGAGCACAAGAGGAGAAGGACGCGGCGCUGAAGGUGGCGAGGCAGGAGGUGGACGAGGCGAAGCGGAGGCUUGACAAGGAGCACGAGGAGCUGCAGAAAGCGAUGAGGGACAAGAAGGCGCUGGAAGAGGAGUUGGAAAGCUUGAGUCAGGCUCUGUUCGAAGAGGCGAACAAGAUGGUAGCGACCGAACGCAUAAAACGUAGCGAGGCCGAGGAAGAGCUGCGCGAGGCCAAGCGCGAGCGCGAGGCCCUCCGCUCGGUCAUCCGGCUCAUGGAGGAGGAGAACCGCAGCGCUCGGGAUCCCAACUCGCACGCGUCGCACUCGCGCUCGUCAUCUGAGAUUGCUCUGAAGUCCCCACCAGUACGAUCCGCGAGUCCAGCCUCGAUUGCGCUUCCGUCGUCGAACCGUUCGUCGAUAUCCUCCACCCGCUCGUACGGCGAAGAGGGUGCGCCCUCCAGCGUCGCGUUACCUUCCGCCCUGGACUCCGCCGACAAACCGCCGACCCAUCCCGACGCCGAUCUGGUGCUGAACCCGUUCAUGCGCGUCCAAGCGGCCACGCCUCUCGUGUCCACCUCCGCGGUGACCACGCCCGACGCGGCCGCGGUCGCACGUCCGCCGCUGCUCUCCCGCAUGAGCAGCACCAUCAUCCAGUCCGCCAGUGCGCUCGCCGCGUCGCGCCCCGCGUCGCCGUCGCUGCCCUCCCUCAACCUUUCCUCCAUCUUCCCCGAUGCGACCGGCGACGAUGGCACGAGCCCUUGGGCAGAUGCGCGGAGUAUGAGCCCCCGUCCGCUCGGUGCGGCGUUUGGGAAGCGGGCAGUCACGCCGAGGGAGGUGGGUAGGGAGCGGAGCGCGAGUCGGAGCACGGCCGGGAGCAGGAAGAGCUUCGAGGAGAAGGGGAAUAGGGAUGUGGAGAGGUUGAAGGCGGAGGCGGUGGGGGAACGGCCGGGGCCGACGAGGUCGAUGAGCGCGUAUGAGGUUGGAGCGCUUAUACGGUGAACGCUUGUGGCCAUGCCCCUGGUGUCCUUCUCAAUCCGCUUGGUUUAAAUUCGGAAUCUGUAUGUUUGUGAUAUCGAUGAAGGCAUGAUGAUGCCAGCGCGCUGAUGUGGAUGGUGCACUCCGUAUUGUGCUUGCC
Punctularia strigosozonata HHB-11173 SS5 is the source of this 1987-nucleotide messenger RNA. RefSeq lists its product as uncharacterized. Lineage: Eukaryota; Fungi; Basidiomycota; Agaricomycetes; Corticiales; Punctulariaceae. The transcript has 4 exons. Bases 109 to 1851 code for a protein of 580 amino acids. The record is from RefSeq and is a predicted model, not a curated record.